Phyllotreta striolata is the source of this 666-nucleotide messenger RNA. The record is from the annotation of a GenBank genome assembly. NCBI's taxonomy places the organism in Eukaryota, Metazoa, Arthropoda, Insecta, Coleoptera, Chrysomelidae.
AUGGUACUCUCGACCGUGCUGAACCCUUCACGGAGCGCUCCGACCAGUUCUGGUGCGUUCAAGUGCGACGUGUGCGGUCACACGUACAAGCACUCGAGAUCGCUGCGCAAGCACGAGCGCUUCGAGUGCGGCAAGGAGCCGCAAUUCGUGUGCGUCUAUUGCCCGUACAAGGCGAAGCUGCGCGGCAACCUGCGCAAGCACAUCAUGGUGAAGCACAGGGAGGAGUGGACCUCCGGCGCAGCCAAGAUAUACGUGCAGAAGACCAAGAAGAAGGCCCCCGGGGAGAUACCGUCGAGAUUCAGGUGCGACACCUGCGGCAAAUCGUACAAGCUCAAAUCCUCGAUACGGGAGCACAAGAAGUACGAGUGCAUGAAGGAGCCGCAAUUCGGCUGUCCCGCUUGCCCCUACAGGGCGAAACUCAAGGGCAACUUGAAGAAACACAUGCUCUCCAAGCAUUGCCUCGGAAUCGACAAAUAUUUUUCAUAGUUUACCCCAAUAAAUCGCCAUUUAAAGGUCCAAAGGGCGCGUUUUAUUCACUUCAUCUCCAAUCCUGUUAUACUCUGUCAAAUGUUUGAAACAAUCUUAUUUGAUGAGUAGCAUUUUGGGAACGAUCUUAUUUGAUGAGUAGCAUUUUGGGAACGAUCUUAUUUGAUGCAUGCCACUUUG